Lemur catta (Ring-tailed lemur) is the source of this 3289-nucleotide messenger RNA. RefSeq names its product RAB30, member RAS oncogene family (gene RAB30). NCBI's taxonomy places the organism in Eukaryota, Metazoa, Chordata, Mammalia, Primates, Lemuridae. The record is from RefSeq and is a predicted model, not a curated record. Gene Ontology annotation, cellular component: trans-Golgi network. The transcript has 8 exons. The coding region runs from base 378 to 986 and encodes 202 amino acids. Gene Ontology annotation, biological process: Rab protein signal transduction. Gene Ontology annotation, molecular function: GTPase activity; GTP binding.
AGAGGAAAGGUCAGCAGACAAACAUGUCACAGGCUACCAGGAAGCACCAACAUGAGCAAACUCAGGUGCAGUCAAGCAUAGGAGUCAUCCUGAGGACAGAUGACUUUCAAGGCAGUUACUAAUAAAGUAAGGAGCAAGAGAGAGAAGACUGGAAUCCAUUGUCAUUGCUGGUGACCCUCAGGUAUUGGCUUAUGGAAGAAAGGUACAGAAAUGACAUGAUAACUCUUCAGAAAAAUAAUACAGCAGUACAAGUUCCAAGUUUUUCAAAUUUGGACCAGAAUAAAGAAGGAAUUUGAUGACAGAUCAGACCUGGAAGUCUGCCCCCUCUUCCUCCAAAUGAACAGUCCUGAACACCCAGAGCUGUGAAGGCUGUGUAAAUGAGUAUGGAAGAUUAUGAUUUCCUGUUCAAAAUUGUUUUAAUUGGCAACGCCGGUGUGGGGAAGACUUGCCUGGUCCGACGAUUCACUCAGGGUCUUUUCCCCCCAGGUCAAGGAGCCACAAUUGGAGUUGAUUUUAUGAUUAAGACAGUGGAGAUUAAUGGUGAAAAAGUAAAGCUACAGAUCUGGGACACAGCAGGUCAAGAGAGAUUUCGGUCCAUUACCCAGAGUUAUUACCGAAGCGCCAAUGCCUUGAUCCUCACCUAUGACAUUACCUGUGAGGAAUCCUUCCGUUGCCUUCCCGAGUGGCUGCGGGAGAUAGAGCAAUAUGCCAGCAACAAAGUCAUCACUGUGUUAGUGGGCUCUACGAGGUGUUCUGAUUCACAAGACUAUCAUAGACCAUGUGUGGCAUCGUGUUCAUUUACAAGGAUACAGGACAGGAAACAUGGCUUAACAGCAGGCCAGCAGCAGGCAACAAGAUUGAUCUGGCUGAAAGGAGAGAGGUCUCCCAGCAGAGAGCUGAAGAAUUCUCAGAAGCUCAGGACAUGUAUUAUUUGGAGACCUCAGCCAAGGAAUCUGAUAAUGUGGAGAAACUCUUCCUUGAUUUAGCAUGCCGACUCAUCAGUGAAGCCAGACAGAACACACUUGUGAACAAUGUAUCCUCACCCUUACCUGGAGAAGGGAAAAGCAUCAGCUAUUUGACUUGUUGUAAUUUCAACUAAAGGCUGAGGCAAGGAGAAGCAAAAGGAAUCAGCAGCUGCCCUGAUGGGCCACAAGUUACUGGGGAGAUCUGGAGAUGACUGUGGCUCCCGCUCUCGGAUCUUCUGACUCCUGUGGGCUCCUGAGCUUACAAAGCAUGGCAGGCCAAGGGCCUCGACCACAGGCCAGCAUUAGCAGAACAUAUAAUGGUUUCACCCUUUUGCAGUCUGGAGUUGGAGCAAGGAGAAAAUUGCACUAGGCACUCCAUGAUCUGCAGAGCAUGUUGCUUUUGUUUUUUUAAAAAGCAAAUAAAAGUGCAUUCCUGAACACAGCCCAGGGGGGAAUGUACUGUAGGGAUCCCUCCUGCACGUCAGUGGGUGCAUGUGGGGCUGUUCUUUAGGGCUUCAGUAGUAAUCUUCCAGGGGCCCUGGUUUUCUCGUCUACCAGAUAAACCAAAACUGGGAAGGCCAAGUACUGUCUCUGUGGUGCAUAUUGAUGACCCCAUGGGGAUUUUGAAAAGUGUUAUUUCUCUUGUCCACAGGCACUUUCAAGAACUUUGGGAUGUAAAAAUGAAAUGAAACCUUUACCCAUGACCAACAGUAACAAUCAUUGUUUUAAUGAUAUAUUCAAGCUCCAUGACUCCUUUUGGUGCUAAUGAUUCCGCUGUUUCACAGACCAAACGUUUUAGUACAUUGAUGUCUUUAAAUGUAUUAUAUAGAAAUAAAAAAUGGGGGAAGUCCAUGAAUCAGCACUCUUUCUCAAAGUCUCAUUACUACCUUUUUAAAGGUGGAUUUGUUAGAAAAGAGAGUACUUUUCCUUUCAUGUUCCCCACUGAAUCUCUACCAUUUUCGUCUACUCUCUUAUCUUCCUGCCCUUUAAGUAAAUGAAAAAAUUUGAAAAACUGAAAAAAAAAAUCCAGAUGUUGAUGAUAUUCUAAUAUAAAAGAUUAGCUCUAAAACAUUAUGAGUAGUAUGAGAAAACUCACCAGAUAUGACCAAAAUACUGUGGAUUAAUGGACUGCAGUUCAGGGUUCCAAGCAGAGCACAGUCCUAGAUAGCUGGUCACAUCACAUUUACUUCCUGGUACUGUCCAUCUUGGACAGACUAAGGCUUAGGAUUUUGUAGAUUUUUUUUAGUAUGAUCAGUGAGAAUAGCAACAGAUGAAAAGUUUCAUGAACCAUUUUUGUAUCUUCAAUGAUAACCUUAAAAAAAUUCUGCUUGUGGAAGCAGGUUGAACUGUCACUUGUCCCCUCUUGUAAUAAUGUUACUCUGAGACUCAUGACCAUACACUCUUUCCUGUUUCUUUUUCUUUUCCUUUCUUUCCUAGUCUCUCUCUUCUUUCCUCCCUCCCUCCCCCACUUCUUCCCUUCCAUCCUUGUAUGCAUGUGUUACUGCAAAUCUCCAAUUCAGAUGGAGGUAUAUAUGCCUUUACUUAGCCAAUUUUAAAACAGGACUCAAAAUGGAAGAUGUGCUGCUGAAUGUGUUUCUGUUUCUUCAGUGCCAUACUUUGAUAGCUUCCAAUUUGUUCUCUGAUAUAAAUGCAAAUUGGGAAAAUAAUUAAACCUGUAUGCUGUUGAUGCUGUCAGAGGUUUCUGUAGCUUGCUGCUUAGCAUAACUGAGGGAUGAGUAAUGGAGUAAGAUAUGAUAUAUAAUUCCAUUGUUGCUAUAGACGGUGACAAUCUCAGUCCUGAUAUGUUGAUGUUUAAAAGCUAUUUAAUUGUAAAGAAAUGAGUGAUGUAGGGACAUGAUAUUGAUAAAGCAUCUAGCAUUUCUCUAACAGGUUCCAGAGUGACCAAUCUCUUGCUCAUGGGAUUAUAUAUAUUGUGUAAGGGACUGAUACUUUUGAUUGCCCUCAUUGUGUUUUUCCCGAUCCUAUGGGAAAGAGAAAGGGAUUCCAGAAGUUUGACUUGUUUUGCUUUUAGAAUCUGCCUCUACAGGAAAGAAAAAUCAUCUUAAUAAAAAUCAAAAUUAUUUAUAAUAAUUGUUCCUUUCCCUCCCCAUCUUCUCCGCUAAGCCAGCAACUAAAGGUAUUUAGAAAACAAGUUAAUCAAAGUGAGCAGAAGAACUUCGCUUUUUAAACUGUGAGGAAAUGUCCCUAACUUUAGAUUUAUUACCUUCCAUUUAGGGCAACAGUGCAAUGUCCCCAGCACAUAAUGACCCAACUUUGUCUCACAGCAGCAUGUGUAUUGAAAAUAAAGUUGCUUUGUGAACUUA